Messenger RNA from Odontomachus brunneus, 4451 nucleotides. Its product is annotated as thyrotropin-releasing hormone-degrading ectoenzyme-like. The coding region runs from base 1310 to 4027 and encodes 905 amino acids. Gene Ontology annotation, biological process: peptide catabolic process; proteolysis. The record is from RefSeq and is a predicted model, not a curated record. Lineage: Eukaryota; Metazoa; Arthropoda; Insecta; Hymenoptera; Formicidae. The transcript is spliced from 13 exons. Gene Ontology annotation, cellular component: cytoplasm. Gene Ontology annotation, molecular function: peptide binding; zinc ion binding; metalloaminopeptidase activity.
AGUUAUACUAUGCUUAUAUUGUAAAUAUUACAAACAUUAUAGUGACAUUUACUAUAAAAAAGAUAUUCCUAACUAUAAUCUUUUUAUUAUGCCAUUAUGGUUCCAAAUAUCAUACAUUUUUCUCUCAGUGUAGAAUAACCGUCAUAAAAAUAGCAAUUAUUAUGAAAGACAUAUCUUCUAAAUGUCGAGUAAUUUUUAAACUAGAAUUAUGCAAUCUUCCUUUUUAUAACAAAUGUUUUUCGUUCGGUUUGACGAAUUCCACCUGCACAUGAGUAGGCAUACUCGUCCAACACGCUGUAAAUACGAGUUAUUCUUUAUUGGACGUGUAGAAGAAAACUUAUAAAAGGAAGAAAUAAGGGUAUAUAUUACGAAGUAAGCAAGAACGUCAGAAAGAAAAUGAUUAGUAUCAAUAUACUUUUUGUUACUUUAGAGCUAUAUAUUAUAGUUGUUUUUUGUUAUUGUUACUGUUACACUAUUAAUCAUAUUGUUUACAUAAUUUUACAAAUAUUUUAUAUACUCUGUACAAAUAUUUUACAACCUUAAAAUAUAUCUAAAUAUUUUCAAAUAUGUACAAAACUUGGCUGAUAAUCUAAUUAACGUGACUAUAUAUUUAAGAUGUCUCAUAAUAUAUUCAACAAAAAAUAAUAUUUGAAGUAAAUAAUCUAAUUAACGUGACUAUAUAUUUAAGGUGUCUCAUAAUAUAUUCAACAAAAAAUAAUAUUUGAAGUAAAUAAAAUGGAAAAAGAGAGAACACGAGAAAGUAAACAUUAAAGCUUGACAAAUGUUAUAAUCACUAGAAGAUUUUAAAAAAUUGUUGCAAUUGUUGCCGUCAAUAUAUAUGUAUAUUGUAAAUUGCAUUAAUUAGUUGCAUUUUUAUUUAAGUUUUUCUUUACAUACAUUACUUGAAUAAUUCACGUGAAUAAAAAAAUAUUUAAUGUUAAAAGUACAAAUUUUCCGAGACGAAUAAUUUAUCGAAUAGUUGUUUUGAAUGUAUUACUUUUGUAGAUCACGUGCGCGCAUGCGUUUACUGAUUUCUUAUAUGUAACGAUAUAGUUUAGUUCCUUCACUUUAGUUUUUACAUAUAAAUAUGUCAGAUACCGUUCCGUCGUUAGUUUGAAAAGAUCCGUUGAGAGUGAAAAAAUUACGACAUCCUCAAAUUAUUCUUUCUAAGACAUUACUUAUUUUGGAAAAAUAUUUAUUAGUGCGAAUUUGGCGUAUGCAAUUAAUCACCUUGCAAGAAAAGCUGUAUGCAUUUUGAAACAAUAAGUUACACGGAUAAAUAUUUUUUUGCGGACACAAAGGGAUAAAAAUGAGGUUGAUAUUAUUUCUUGGAGUCGUCCUGAAAUUUAUCGUCCCAAUAGCUGGUGUAAUAUAUGCCAGGAAUAUAAUAAGCAUGUGUUCGAGCAUUUCUGGAAAUUUAAACAUCUCUGAAGUAAUGCCAAUAAAAUAUGAUAUUCAUAUCAGAAUAAAACCACGUCAAAGAGUUUUGUCAGGCUACAUGAAUAUUUUAAUUAAUGUCACGAAACCGAUAAGGAAUAUAAUCUUACAUGCAAAAUCGACAUACGAUUACGAAAUAGAGGAUAAAUGGGAUAGGAUAUCUCUGUCCGGCUUCCAAUUUUGUGAGAGAGAAGAAAUCUUAAUUCUGCAGUUAAACAAAACGCUUGAUAAAGGAAAAUAUAAAUUUCAAUUAGCUUACAGAUCCAUUUUAAAUAAAAAUGUCGAGAAAAUCUUUUAUCCAACUACUUGGACUAGUAAAAAUCAAAAUUGGAUGCUGACGAAUCUCUACACACCAAACGCGAUACGAACAAUAUUUCCUUGCUGGGACGAUCCGAGAAUAGAAGCAACUUACAACAUCACAAUCCAGACUUCUGGAGAUUACGUGGUUCUUUCAAAUAUACCCGAAAAUUCUAUUUUCUAUACACAUGAUUCAUUGCUUAAAGAAGACUUUGGUAGAAGAUUGGCGAUGUACAAAAAAUUUGUCUCGAUGCCUACUCAUUUGAUAGCACUUUUGGUAACCAAUGAUAUUUCGAAAGAUUUUAAAACCAGCGACAUGCAUUAUAUGUGGCGCAAAACAGGCGCAAAUAAGAAAUUCACUUACAUACUAGAAAAGGCAGAAAUGGUGACAUCUUUUUUUACUAAGUAUAUGAGAAUAAACUCGUCGUACUUCUUUCCAAAAAUUAACCACGUCGUACUUCCAAAUAGUCCUAUGAAGUCAAUGGGUGCACCCGGACUUAUUGUUUACAGGGAAAGAGAUGUUACGUACGAUGCACUGUCAGAUUUUCCGGGUCGGCUUGUUGCUGCUACAAUGUUGGUAACAUACGAAAUGGCACGUCAAUUGUUCGUCGGUGUUGUCAGCCCGCAAUUAGGAAAUGAUUAUGUAUGGUUGAACGAAAUAUUCGCAUCAUUCUGCGGCUAUUAUGUCAUGGACAAGAUAUGGACAUCAGAUCGAUUAAUGGAACUGUUUGUAGUUAAAAUUAUCCAGCCCACUCUAAAUAGUGACAUGCUCAUAGAAAGGGAACCUAUUAUAAGUAAGGCUAAGAAUAGUAAUGGAAUUGAUGGAUUACUUUAUCCUCUUCUCUAUCAUAAAAAAGCAUUUGCUCUAAUUCGCAUGCUGUUGCAACUUUACAAUCCCAAUGUCUUCAACGAGGCCAUCAGGAAAUAUGUACACGAACGUACAAACGAUAUCUGGACUGUAUUGGAAGAAGUUUAUCCUCUACGAGAUAGAGGCAGCCGUACGGUAAACCAAAUCAUGAAUACAUGGUUAACGGGAAAACACCACCCCGAGCUGCUCGCUGAACGUAAUUAUAAACAGGAAACUGUGUCUUUUCUUUCAUUGGCUACGUUGCUUGACGAAAAUGAAUGGAUAAUACCUGUCAAUUAUAUCACGGCAUCUACUUUCGAUUUUUACAAUAUCUCGCAUAUUUUUUGGCUUCACUGGAGUAACAUGAAUAAUACCAUAAUAACAAAGUUUGAUGAAUUCUACAAUACUAUGGAUUCUUUCUAUAUAUUUAACGCAGAACAAACAGGUUAUUAUCGUAUUAACUACGACGACAAGAACUGGAGAAUGAUAUCGACUUACAUGGAAGAAAAUGAUAUCGCAAACAUACCUCCGCUUACUCGCGCUCAACUGGUAAAUGAUGCGUAUUAUUUCACAACAAUAAGGGAACUCAAAGGUUCCACUUUCGUCGAAAUCAUUAGACAUCUACAAUGGGACGGAGAUUUUAUAGCAUGGUAUCCUAUGUUUAACAUUUUGACAGAUAUGUCAUCUUACUUUAAAUUCCCUGAGAGUAAUCGUAUUAAGGACCAUUUUCUGAGACUUCUAGGUGGAGUACUUACUAGAAUGGGGUACUACGACUUCAUACGGGAUGAUAAAAUGGAAAAAUCUUUGAGACAUUUAGUACGAAGAUGGGCCUGCAAACUUGGUCACUCGGAGUGUCGAAGUACCGCAUUAAAUCAUCUGAUGAUGUAUAUAAAAUAUGGUGAUGAACUGGGGAGAAUUCCGGCAGAAUUGAAAGAAUGGAUAAUUUGUGAUGGGUUGAAGACAGAAGACUUAAAUGUAUGGAAAAAUAUUUUAAAUAAAACUGUAGAUUAUAAUAGCGAGGUGCUUCUGGGAUAUUUGUCAUGUACUGAAAAUAGUACCAUUAUCGUGCAUUACUUAAGUUUAAUGCUACGAACAAUUUAUUUUUGGAGAACAGAACAAUCUAUGGGACCAAUAUGUCGUAAGAUUGUGAAAAAUCAUAUUGGGAAUAAUGUUGUGUUACGUUUUGUGAUCGAAAAUUAUAAUAUGAUAAUAAGCAGGUUUCCUGAUGAAUUUCCUUCUGCCUCUUUAUUAAGCGAUAUGAUUAUGAAUGUUUACUCGUUAAAGGACCUCGACAUGAUAAGAGUAUUUGCAAACAAAUUAUUUUUUCCGACUACAGAAGGUUUUUCACGUCUUCUGGAAUCAAUCAACCUCUUGAUUAGAUACCGGACGAAAUAUCUAAUAAAGGUGCAGAAUAAGUUUAAAGAAUUUAAUCUAAAAAUCGAAUAAUCGAACUGAAAAUGUUUAAAAGACAUCGACAUUAUAGUUUUCCGGAUCAAAUCAAUAUUCUAUAGAAUGAUGAAAAUAAUCACCAUACAAUUGCAGUUAUUAUUAAGAUAAUCCAAUGACAAACAAUUUUUAAUAUCAAGGAUACUAAAAUGUGGUAUGUGUUACUUGGCUUCCUACUACAUUUAGAUAAAACCUAUAUAUGAUGUAAAAUAAGAUUUAUUCUUUUACUAUUUACAUAAUGGAUGAAAGACGGUUCAUUAGGCAUGUUGAGAAAAAUUUAUUUGAAAUGAGUAGAUAUAUUAAUGAAUAAAUGAGGAUUAUAGUAAAAAAAGAACUGAUACAUACGUGCUUUAUAACUGCAGAAGUAUGUAUAUUGUGUUGAAAUUUUUUUUGUUAUUAUUAUUUAAUAAAUUUUUCUGCAGCA